AUGACAAACGCUGUAUGGCCUUUCAUGCAAUGGCACAAUGUCGGCGUGCCGGAAGCCAAAAGGCUAGUACAGCAAGUGACGAACAAAUACGAGAAGGAUUUCCAACAGAGCGUGCGGGACUUCAUCACAGGGGAAGGAGAGGACGACGUCAAGUUGCAGACCUACCUCAAAGCACAGGGACAGCAAAUCCCAGAAAAUGUUACUUGGAGUCUGCGAUGCCCACGGUAUCAUCCUGAGUUAUGUGAGGAGGCUGACAGGAGUUUACACAGCACGGUUAAGGGUCUUUCGAUUCCACCAAAAGAGGGACGAAGAGCCGUCCCAAGGCCCGACUUUUACUGUGCAUCCUAUAGGGCACACCAGGGUAGUGUGUCUGAUUAUUCAUCUAUGUGGUCUGCGGAGAAUACCCCUUCUUCAAGAUCCUCGGUGUCUUCUGCGUCAUCUAAUGACGAAAACCGGUGCGAGCUGAGGCCAGUGUCACUAGGAUUAGAGUAUAUACUAGGUCCCUCUGAUUACAUUAGCUCUUUGUCAUCCAAAGAUGUCACCAUGCCAAAUGGUUGA
Aspergillus glaucus CBS 516.65 is the source of this 558-nucleotide messenger RNA. RefSeq lists its product as uncharacterized. NCBI's taxonomy places the organism in Eukaryota, Fungi, Ascomycota, Eurotiomycetes, Eurotiales, Aspergillaceae. Bases 1 to 558 code for a protein of 185 amino acids. The transcript has 3 exons. The record is from RefSeq and is a predicted model, not a curated record.